This is a messenger RNA of Oldenlandia corymbosa var. corymbosa, 1527 nucleotides long. NCBI's taxonomy places the organism in Eukaryota, Viridiplantae, Streptophyta, Magnoliopsida, Gentianales, Rubiaceae. The record is from the annotation of a GenBank genome assembly.
AUGGAAUAUGAAGCGAAUCAGAUUUUGAAUAGAAAUAGAGCACAAGCUGCUGGUCGUCCUUAUGGAAAUCAGAAUAUUGAAAAUCGACAUAACCCCCAGCAACAAUGGUUUUGGGGUCAAAGAGGUGGACGUCACCGAUUGGAUCUUGGUAAUGAGUUUCGACAACAACCAGAUGUAAUGGCAAAUGUUAAUCUGCAACAGGAUUUUGAAGUAGGAGUUGAACAAACUUUAAAUCCUGAGGAAACAUUUUCAAGGAUGGUAGAAGAUAUUGUUCGUAAAGAGUUGGGUACAGAGAUUCCAGAGUUUUCUGGAGAAGAUGAGGAACGACCCGAAGAUUACAUAAGUUUAUUUGAAUUGCAAUAUAGUUCAGUAAGCAACAAUGCUUUGAUCAAGUUGCGUUUGUUCCCUUAUUCCUUAGAACGGACUGCUUUUGAUUGGGAUACUGCACAAUUGGCAAUUGUUGAUUUGUCAGAGAUCCGACAAAAGUUUGGGGAAACUGCAGAGAAUUCAAGAUUACAAGGUAAAGCUAGCUGUUGCACCGCAUUCCGUCCGAUCUUUGAAUCAUUUGGCGGAUAUUCUAAGAAGAUGCGAGAAGGUAAUCAGGGAAAGGCAAAGCAGUGGUUCAACAAAAAUUCGGUAGCGGAAGUAAAUCAAAACCAUUGGGUGCAAGAUGAAGACGAUGAUGAGUAUGAUGUAAAUGUUGUUGAAAUCGUCAAUGUCCGAAACUAUAUUUGUGACGCAUUACGUCGACCUGUAGUGCCACAUUCUUACAACACUCCUCCACCGGUAGGAGCACCACCAGGAACUCCAGGACAAGCUGAUGGAGCUAAUAUUGGACGGACUUGGGUACAGAAAGAGACGCAGUUAGAUCCAGAACAAGAGAAGUUAAGGGUUGUAUCAUAUGCCAUUCUGAGUUCUUUGAAUCAAAAUCGUCAGGCGAAUACGCAACAUCCAGAAAGACGGCAAGAUCACCAAUCGUUAGUAUGGCAUCGGAUUAAAAGGCUGGUGCCACUGAGUAACGUUGCACCAAGGGCAGUUAGAACAGCAUCUAUACAUGAAAGAAAACGGCUUCAUGUAACUCAUCCAAAAUUCCCUAAUCAAGCGUCGACGGGAGUAAGGAUGAUUAGAACUCAAAAAUGUCGAUGGCAACAGGUAAUGAAUAAGCAAGCAAGGGUGGAAUCAGAGAAGGAGAAAGUACUUGCAAAGACUGAAUCACCAGUUCAACAAGACAUGGCCAUAAUUAGGUUUUCUGGACAAGAAGAAAGACGACCACAUUUGUGGGGAAAGUCAUAUAUCUAUUUCCCGCCGGUAAAUAUUGUUACAAACCCCUUCAUCUGCGCAGUCCUAGUUUCCAAGACUGUUGCACACCGGGUAGCAGUUCCAGAAGCAACUUCCUUUGUAAUGGGGCCACAUGAUACUACAGUCGGUGGAAUUCAGUUGCUUUCACAAGAAGGAAGGAAUCAAGUUAUCAUGCUAUCUCAACCAGCAGAAGAUGUUGCAUCUCAUCUCAGGCAAUUGUACAUUUGA